AAUUGGGUAAUUUACCGAACCUAUAUAAUAUACAGUAAUAAAAUUUUUACUCAUCACACAAUCAAUUUCACUGCAUUCUACAUUGCGUAUUUAGUACAUCAACUGUUGACAUUUUAUUUGUUUUUGUUUAACUCAGAGCAGGCCAAAAUGUCGAUUUAUCCAAGCUUAGAGGAUAUGAAGAUCGACCAAAUCAUUAAAGCACAGGAAAAUUAUGUUCAACCAGCUUUCAAUAACUUUGGAGUUGAUAAGAUACAGAGUACAAGCAAUGCUUCGUCGUCGUUACCUCUUGCCAAUGUAUAUCCAGCACUGAAAGACUUUAUGGGUUUAGAUCUAACUGCAGAACUUAUUGCCCAGAAUAUGCCAGAACACAGUCAGUCCACUGCAUUAGUAUGUCAGGUUUCUCCAUCUACUACUGGAUAUAGUGGUAAUAAUUUUAUUGCGCCCCUCUCCUGCCAAUCAUUGGGUCUUCAAAAAGCUCAAAUUACUCAUGGAAUUCGUCAACUAAUUCUAUGCAAGGAUAAGGAUAAUAAAAUUGGACUUCGAGUCAAAGCAGUAGAUAAUGGAAUAUUUGUGAACCUUGUUAUAGAUAAAUCACCCGCUGCUUUAGCUGGAUUAAGAUUUGGGGACCAAAUUCUUGAAAUAAAUGGAACUAGUGUUGCUGGUUUUACCAUGGAAAAGGUUCAUGAUCUUUUGAAGAAAAGCUCUGUGAAUGGUAUCUCUAUAGCAGUACGUGACCGCCCUUUUGAGCGCACCCUAACAUUGCAUAAAGACAGUGCUGGUCUGUUGGGUUUUCGAUUCAAGAAUGGAAGAAUAACUACUGUGGUAAAGGAUUCUUCUGCUGCUAGGAAUGGUAUUUUGAUCAAUCAUCAACUGUUGGAAAUUGAUGGCCAAAAUGUCAUUGGUUUGAAAGAUAAGGAUUUGUCAAAAAUAAUUGAUCAUUGUGAAAGAACAGUAACUGUAACAAUCAUGCCAAGCUUCAUUUAUGAUCAUAUGAUUAAAAGAAUGGCAGGAUCUCUUCUCAAGGAUCUCAUGGACCAUUCUAUUCCAAACCUUUGAAUUUUAUAUUGUUAAAUUUUCUGGCCAUAUUUAUAUUAAUUGUUAUUAGUUUAUAAGAUUUUGCAAUAUAUUGAUUGCUUUAUAUAUUUUAGUAGUUUCAUAAUAAUCUAUUAUUCAUAUUUCUAUAAGAGGUUAUUCAUUGUGGUUAUUAUUUUUUAUGUAAAAUUCAAGAAUUGAGAAUAAUUUUGUAAAAUGCUGGUUAUUUUUUAUAUUUGGUUAUUGUUUCAGUUUCGACUUCAAUAAAUAAUAGUUUUAUUACCCAAUUAAGUAUGUUAAGAUAUUUUACUUUUGGAGUAAUCAAAAACUAUGGCAUUUGUAUCUGUUUUUACUUUUAAUGCUUUCUGUAAGACUGAUGUUCUGUAAUCAUAACAUUUCUACGAAUUGAAUAAGAGAUCAAUCAACUCAUGCAAUGAAUCUCGAUCAACUGAAAAAGUUCAGUCAGUUAUUAUAAAGUAAAAAUAGAGCAGGUGGCUCUGAGAGAGAUUCUUACAAAUUAUCGGUGAUACAUGAAAAUGUUCAACAUUCAGAAUUCAUUUAAAAUAUUUUAUAUUCAGACAGAACUUUUUUGUAGUAUUAGAUAUUUUUUAUAUAUGUCUAUUUUUUUUAAUUUUAUGUAAUAUAUAUAUAUAUAUAUAUAUUAUAAUAUAUUCAGUAUA
Molecule: messenger RNA, 1712 nt
Organism: Harmonia axyridis
Lineage: Eukaryota; Metazoa; Arthropoda; Insecta; Coleoptera; Coccinellidae
Product: syntenin-1-like
Exons: 5
Coding region: 148-1056 (302 amino acids)
Cellular component (GO): cytoplasm; plasma membrane
Molecular function (GO): protein binding
Source: RefSeq, a predicted model, not a curated record